Messenger RNA from Polyodon spathula (Mississippi paddlefish), 1142 nucleotides. RefSeq names its product MICOS complex subunit mic25-a-like. The transcript has 9 exons. The record is from RefSeq and is a predicted model, not a curated record. Gene Ontology annotation, cellular component: MICOS complex; mitochondrion. Bases 167 to 913 code for a protein of 248 amino acids. NCBI's taxonomy places the organism in Eukaryota, Metazoa, Chordata, Actinopteri, Acipenseriformes, Polyodontidae.
CCAAUCCUGUUGGCUUGCACUUUGAUGCCUUGAAUUUGACAUUUCAUGUGAAGUGCAAGCUGAAUGCUUAAAAUAUUAUAAUCAAGUGAUAUUAACAGAAGAGCGUGUUAUUUUUCGUAAUCUACAAAGAAAAGUUGCCGAGGGUGAAUAAAAGAUUAUUUUUGCGAUGGGUGGUAGCGAAAGUACAAGUAGGAAGGUUUCUUUCGGUAUGGACGAGGAUGACAGGGUCAGGGUACUGCAUGGAAUCAAGCUGUCUGAAGAUGUUGUGAAACGCAUGAAGGAAUCUUCAGGGCAGUCAAAGCCUUCCUUUUCAGAUCAUGGGUCCUCUCACAGUGGAGCUGGUAGCUCCCCUAGCUCCACAGGUCCUAAACCUUCAUCUGAAGAGAGCUCAGGGAAAAAGUUUACCGAAAGAGAGGAGGAACUGUACAAAAGGUACGAACGAGAACAGGCUCUGGUACAAGAAGAGUUGGCCAGGAUUGCAAAGAGGGAGCGGGUGGCAGGGCAAGAAAGUCUGACCCUGGCUGUUAUGCGGGAAAGAGCCCAAGCCAGUGAGGAGAAGCAGAAAACCAAAGUGAUGCCUGCAGAUUUGGAUGCUUGGGAGAAACAGCUGGAGAGGAAAGAAGCUGAGCUGAAACGUCUGGAUGCCUUUUAUAAAGAGCAGCUGGCACACCUGGAGAAGAAGAACAUUGAGUACUACAAGCUGACGUCUGAACAGUUCCGUGAAGCAGCAACGCAGGCAGAAGCCCAUGUGAAGAAGAGGAACCUGGAGCCUGUGUGUUCCAACCUGCAGUCGGAGAUUCUGCGUUGUUACCGAGAGCAUCAGCAUGAGACCUUGAACUGCUCCGACCUGGCUAGGGAGUACAAGCAGUGCAUCAAUGCAGCCAAAAAGAACCUGGUGGUGAAUCACGGAUGAAAACCCCCAGGAAGUGAGACUCAAACCUGAGGUUCAUACAUCGGGAGCGACUUUAACCUGACUGGAAACCAUCUACAAAAAUGAUUGUACCGAUUUGUAUUGCAAGAAGGAGGUCAUGGUUGUUUAUAGCAUGGGGACAACUGCCUUUUUUUAUUAUUAUUUAAUUGUAUGCUUUAUUAAUUUGAAGAUGCACUAUGCCCUUUGGGCUCAAAAUAAUCCCUCCAUAUUU